Molecule: messenger RNA, 848 nt
Organism: Westerdykella ornata
Lineage: Eukaryota; Fungi; Ascomycota; Dothideomycetes; Pleosporales; Sporormiaceae
Exons: 2
Coding region: 211-498 (95 amino acids)
Biological process (GO): protein insertion into mitochondrial inner membrane
Cellular component (GO): mitochondrial inner membrane
Source: RefSeq, a predicted model, not a curated record
GCUCCCAAUUUCUUCUCCCUCACCACCACCAACCCAUGCAUCACAUCACCAACGCAGCCGCGUCACCCUCCAACCAACACACGACACACCACCCAUCCCGCGCCUUGUAAACACCUCCGUCGCACUCCCUCUCUCCUAUCCUCUCCAUCCAAACCCGUGACACCGCAACCUUUCCAUCAAAAAGAAAGAAAACAGAGCAAGCAAACAACCAUGUCGUUCCUCUUCGGCCGCCAACCCCAGCUCUCCUCGGAGCAGAAAAUCGCCGCCGCAGAGGCCGAAAUCGACAUGGUGUCCGACAUGUACUCUCGACUAGUAUCCUCCUGCUCCAAGAAAUGCGUCGACACGGCGUACCGCGAGCCCGACCUCAACAAAGGCGAGUCCGUCUGCCUGGACCGCUGCGUCGCAAAGUUCUUCGAGGUGAAUGUCAAGGUGAGCGAGAAGAUGCAAGGGGAGGCGCAGCAGCGGCAGGGCGGUGCGGGGGGUAUGUUUGGUGCGUAGGGGGAUGGGAAGAGAGGGAUAAAACGGGAUGGCGGAGAGGAAGGGGAUGGGAUGGUGAAGGAGGAGGAGGAACAUAGAUAACUAGUUGGUUGCCGUGUACGAUAUGUUUCAGGAUGGGUUGGAGUAUAUGUCGCGGUUUUUGAUGCUGUGGGAUGCAUGGGCAAGAUACUGGACACUUGCUUUUCAGAGCAUGUCUAGGACAUGGGCAGGGCGCUGGCACCGAGGCCGGUUAUUCCGGACGGCAGGUUUAUUGGAAGGAUACGAGAAGGAGGGACUCUGUACUAUAGACAUACACUGGUUUGAAUUGUACAUCCAUACUUGGACCUCUGAAUGCCACGACGAGACCCAGG